GAGCAGGGUCGGGCUCCCGGCGCAGGCGAGUGCGGGGUCUGGGAGGCGCGUCCCCUCGCCCUGUCCCCCUUUCCGGAGUCCUCGCCACCACUCUGGGAACGGCGCUGGGGGCGAGCCCCUCGCCCCCCAGCUCUCCCCCUCCCUGCACAAGGCCCGGCGGCCGAGAAGACCCAGGAGCCGUCCCCGUGGGAACCUGCCGGGCGAUGGGGACCCUCCUCACCUCCAGCCAGUUCAACACCAUGUCUCGCUCUCCAAAAUCGUUUUUAAUUUUUUAAACAAUAUUUGGCUUAGGAGGACUCCAUCAAGUUAGGCAAAUCGGGAGUCUAAAUUUGGACUCCGCGUAUUGGGGACAUGAAGUCCCGGGGUCAAGGAGCACCCCUGGCGGACACGAUACGGGUCAGAUCGUUGCUUGCCGAGCGGCCUUGGAGAAAUUUAACUCUGGCAAUUUGUGAUGAGGUCCCAGGAUCUGGGGUCUCCUUUGCCCCCAAAUCCACUUUCCCCUGCAUUUGGGAAAAUGUUCGGGUGUGUCUGGCGCCGGAUGAGUGCUAAUAACCGAAAGCUCCCACCCUCCCGCGCUGAGCGCGCAGCGUGCGCUGGAGACCCUCGGGUACCCGCGCUACAACCCCAGGAAGUAAUUCCUUAUUAUCCCGGCCAGCCCGGGCCCUUGGUUACUCGCUGUGGAAGGUUCUAGAUCUCCCAUUUCAGCCCCACGGGCCAGCAGGGGGCCCCGGCCUGGCAGUCGCGGCGCCUUUAAGGACCGGACCCACGCGGUCAGGUGACCAGGCCGUCGCUUAGCAACAGGACGCGGCGCCGACCCUGGCGGCCCUGGCUGCGGAGAAGCUGUUUCCUGCCUUUUCCUUAUUCCUCGACGCAGCAGCGCGGUGGACAGAGGCGAAAUGUCCGAGGAGAACCCCCAAGAGUGCGCGGAGCCUGUGGAGGCCAAGGCCAAGGUCCCUCCCGAGAAAACCAGCGACUACUACCGCGUACACGAGGACCUGCCGGUCAGGUUCAACAACCCCGCGUGGUUUCGGGGCUACAGGACCAAGGAGCCUGCCUCAGUGUACAGGACCAGUAACCAAGCUUACGGGGGCAGAGCCCCCACGGUGCAUGAGAUGCCGAAAGUAUUUUAUCCAAAUUCGAAUAAGUUUUCCAGACAACUUGCAGCUGGUGGAAUGUUCCGGAACAAUACUUUCAAUGUCUUCAUGGAGAAGAGCAUCGUGACAGGUCCCGACAACUACAUCACCUCCUACGACCGGCUCAACUUCCACCCCAGUUACAAUGUCAACAAGCCGUCCAUCUGUGAUUGAGGGCGGCUGGACAACCCCUCCAAGGGUGUCCUGACUCCAGCUUGAGACCUGGAGAAUCGUCAUCCCUGGUGUUUGAUAAUUUGCCCAACUGUAAAGGUACAGACUUCAGUGCUUUCUCUGAAACUAUUUUCCUCUCUAGCUCAGAAAAGUACGCAAACAGGGCUGUAACGUCCUACUCUCUCUAUUUUACAUCUGCGAUGGAAAGGAUGCUAUUUAACGGCGUGAGUUUCCAAUAAACAAAUUGACACGUCCUGAGUUCCCGACACAUCUGUAAUCAGGGAACGAGCAGCGCUGUGGGCGUCCUGGGACCCAAAUCUUGGCCUGGAUGCUGGGAACACCCCGAUAACUCCACCUGUCUUUAUUUGGGAGCCAUUUUUAUACUCAUGACAAAUUAUGGAUCAGGUUUCCUGUUUUUCUAAAGCACCCUGGCUGAAAUCUGCACAAACACAGCAAGGCCACGGCGCGAGGGUAGGAUGGCAAGGCUGGGGUGUGGGCGAGGGCGGGGCCGGGAAGGCCGAGAGCAGACCCCGUCAGGAAAGCUCCAGGCAGGGAGGCCAUUACUGUCCCCAAUCCGUGAGGCCACACGUGGGGUCACAGGGAACGUCCUCCGGCCAGGGACAAGGGCCGGGGGCAGCAGGCAGAGCACACGAACAAGGCUGGCAAGUGCUGCUUGUGGUGGAAGGGGAGGUGUACAUGGAGGUCUCUACUUUGUGUUCACUUUAAAUUGUUAAUAAAAAGUUAAAAAAAAACAGGCAAGGAGUAACAUUUUUCUCAGGUGGAGGUAAUAACUACAUUAAGUGGAUCUUUUCCUCUAUGUAGUUAGCCCUCAAUCAAUGUUUACUGUGGUUUAGAGGGUCCUCAAUAAGAAGAAAAAUUUUCUAUGACAGUAUAUAUCUUUCAGAUGUAGAUCCCCCACCUUCCUUUAUGAGAACAAGACAUGCUCAUUACAGGACAUUUGGAAAAUACUGAAACCAGACAGAAGAAAUCAUUGUCACAGACCAUUAAUAAUACUUUCUUUACAGAGGUUUUUACCCAGAGAUUUUACUCACAUACACAUUGGGCAGAAAUUAAACACCAUGACUGGUUAUUUCUUCACUAAAAACGUUUUAUUAUUAAUACGCAAAAGUAAACAUUUUGGCCACAUUUUUAAUGUCCAAUUUGGAAUGGAAAUGGUUUCCAGAGAAAAUCAAUACACUUAAUAGAAAGAGACAAAGCUGAGCCUGAAGCGAGCAUCUAUGUCACGUCCUUCUCCUUAGCUGGAAAACCAGCGGAGACCCCAGGCAUCAAACUGAAAAUUAGUUUUUACAACCCUUCAUUAAAAAUACCAAGAUACCAAGAACACUUCUGUUUAGCCUCUGUUGAAAUGAAAAAAGAAAAAGAGUGCCUUAUCAACCAAACUCACCAAAAAGAAGGAAUUCCUUCCUCGCAGCUGACAGUGAAGCGGGUUCACGGCCGUGGAGGAUCACGCCGUCCAGGCAGGAUAACUGCUUUUCCUCCCAACUCAGAGCUGGUGAGCACUGCCCUGUGCAAAGAGACAGCGUCCCCAGAGCCAAAGGCACGGGAGAGGCCCCUGAACCCGCACAAGACCCCCGUUCUCAGCUGUGGGCGCCAUCAGGGCUCAGGCUGGGAGCAUCAGUCGAACUGACAUGGACCAACAGGACAGAUGCCAAGCUCGCUGGGCUUUGAGUUAAUUCUGGCGUCAUAAUCAGGCACUGAGUGCUUUAAUGAAUGGGUCACAGCCAAUAAACUGCUGUUUCCAUAACAGUUGCUAACGAGUUAAUGUAAAGUUAGACUCUGCAUUUAUUCUAAAUAAAGUAAGUGUCUGGAAAGGUGGA
This is a messenger RNA of Diceros bicornis minor, 3142 nucleotides long. It is a transcript of the gene PIERCE1, whose product is annotated as piercer of microtubule wall 1. Gene Ontology annotation, cellular component: axonemal microtubule. NCBI's taxonomy places the organism in Eukaryota, Metazoa, Chordata, Mammalia, Perissodactyla, Rhinocerotidae. Gene Ontology annotation, biological process: axoneme assembly. The transcript is spliced from 3 exons. The record is from RefSeq and is a predicted model, not a curated record. Bases 897 to 1307 code for a protein of 136 amino acids.